GCUCUGUUCCUAUCCAUGUACCUGGUCACCAUGCUGGGGAAUCUGCUCAUCAUCCUGGCUGUCAGCUCUGACUCCCACCUCCACACCCCCAUGUACUUCUUCCUCUCCAUCCUAUCCAUGGCUGACAUUGGUUUUACUUCUACUACAGUCCCAAAGAUGAUUUUGGACAUUCAAAUUCAUGGCAGAGGGAUCUCCUAUGUGGGUUGCCUGAUUCAGUUGUCUUUUUUUAACCUUUUUGGAUGUUUGGACAGUGUACUCCUAUCUGUGAUGGCCUAUGAUCGGUUUGUAGCUAUUUGUCAUCCCUUGCACUACCCAGUGAUCAUGAACCCCCGCCUCUGUAGCCUAUUGGUUCUGGUGUCUUUUUUGAUCAGCCUUUUGGACUCCCAGCUGCACUGCUUAAUGAUGUCACAACUUACUUUCCGCACAAACGUGGAAAUUCCUCAUUUUUUCUGUGACCCCCCUCAACUCCUCAAGCUUGCCUGUAAUGAUCCCUCCACCAAUAAAAUAUUAAUGUACACUAUUAGUGCCAUCUUUGGUGGUGUACCAGUCUCAGGGAUCCUUUUAUCUUAUACACGAAUUGUUUCCUCAAUUUUGAGAGUCCCAUCAACAAGCGGAAGGUACAAAGCCUUCUCCACUUGUGGCUCUCACCUGUCAGUUAUUUGCUUAUUCUAUGGAACAGGCCUUGGGGUGUACCUCAGCUCGACUGUCUUACAUUCUCCCAAGAAGGAUGCGGUGGCAUCAGUGAUGUACACUGUAGUCACCCCUAUGCUGAACCCCUUCAUCUACAGCCUGAGGAACAGGGACAUCAAGAGAGCCUUGCAAAGGUUCCUCAGAAGAACAACCUAG
This is a messenger RNA of Ceratotherium simum simum (southern white rhinoceros), 846 nucleotides long. RefSeq names its product olfactory receptor 7E178-like. Gene Ontology annotation, biological process: G protein-coupled receptor signaling pathway. Gene Ontology annotation, molecular function: G protein-coupled receptor activity; olfactory receptor activity. Gene Ontology annotation, cellular component: membrane. NCBI's taxonomy places the organism in Eukaryota, Metazoa, Chordata, Mammalia, Perissodactyla, Rhinocerotidae. The record is from RefSeq and is a predicted model, not a curated record.